AUGAAGGAAAAAAAAAGUGAGGAAGCUGUGGAUGAAACGCAUGCUUUAAAAGAUCCUUGGUUUCUCAGCUACAUACCUCAGCUGACACCAGACAUAGUGAAGUAUGACUUCAAGGGUGACUGGACCAUGGCUAAACAAACACUUCAACAACCGCUUGACUACAUUCGCACUGUUGAGGAGCUCUGGUCUACGAUCAAUUCGUUACCCAAACUACAUCAACUUGGAAACGGUAGUACUUUUAUAUUUGCCCGAAAUAAUAUCGACGCAAGUUAUGAAGCUUUCCCAGACGGUAUUCGAGUCCUUAUAGAUCUCUACAAAGCAGCAGUAGCAGAAAGGGCGCUAGAAGUGGUGCUGGGCUGUGUGCUUGGAGAAGGAAUAACACAGGACGUUUGUGAUGGUAAGACCGUGUGUGAUGUGUUGCGUCUCUCAUCACGCCCCAGUCACGAGUCGCCUGAAUUGUUGCGUCUAGAAGUGUGGCUCAGCGAUCAUACGUACGCCAAGGCGGUGUCUGCGUACAUUAGGAAGGGUCUAAAGGACGCUGGGUUGAACUUUACGGAUAUCGUCAUGGGCGAGUCCUUCUUUGAGAAGGAGAAGAAGAAGAAGAAGGUGGGGUCCAUUACAAAAAGUUAA
Trypanosoma theileri is the source of this 630-nucleotide messenger RNA. RefSeq lists its product as uncharacterized. Lineage: Eukaryota; Euglenozoa; Kinetoplastea; Trypanosomatida; Trypanosomatidae. Gene Ontology annotation, molecular function: translation initiation factor activity; RNA 7-methylguanosine cap binding. Gene Ontology annotation, biological process: translational initiation. The transcript has a single exon. The record is from RefSeq and is a predicted model, not a curated record. The coding region runs from base 1 to 630 and encodes 209 amino acids. Gene Ontology annotation, cellular component: eukaryotic translation initiation factor 4F complex.